AUGUCAGGGAAGAAGCAAAAGAGCAUUCGGUCAUUCUGGGCAGCAAAGAUUCAGCCCCCUAAAAAGGUUGCCAGGUCAGAGGAGAUGGUGGAAGAGACAAUGGAGAAGACGGAAAGGGAGACUGUAGGGGAGAUAGUGACAGCGGAGACUACAGAGGAGGAGAGAGUGGAGAAGACAGUUGAGGAGACAGUGGAGGAGAUGGUGGAGGAGAGAAUGAAGGAGACGGCGGAGGAGACAGCAGAGGAGACAGCAGAAACGACAAGGAGAGCUGAAGUAAAAGUGGCUGUGGCAAUGGUGCAGCAUAAUGUGCCAUUUGCUGUCUCUGACCAUUUCAGCCCAUUAUUAAAGGAGUGCUUCAGAGAUUCCACCACAGCACAAAAUUUCAAAUGUGCCAGCACGAAAACAACGUGCAUAAUAAAUGAAGCAGUGGCACCUCAUUUUAAGAACAAAUUGGUCAUGAAGAUGAGGGACAAUCCAUUCACCUUGAUCACUGAUGGGUCAAAUGAUACAGGACAAGAGAAGAUGAACCCGCUCACUGUGCGAGUUUUUGACAGUGAUUCUGGAAAAGUUGUCCAUAGAUUUUUGGAUAUGUGCACAACAAGUGGGCGUAGCUGUGGCACAGCGGAAGUAAUCUUCCAAAAAAUGAACGAGGUCUUACAGAAACACGCCAUACCUUGGGGAAAUUGUGUUAGCUUAUCAAUUGACAACGCACCUGUGAAUACAGGAGCAAGAAAUUCCAUUGCAUCCAGGAUUCUGAAUGAAAAUGCCAACACAUACAUCCAUGGGUGCCCCUGCCACAUUAUCCACAAUACCGCCAAAGAAGCUGGACUGAGAUUUUUGGAAGUGACUGGAUUUGAUCCAGAGGAUCUGGCUGUGGAUGUUGGAUACUGGUUUAAGGGUAGCACCAACCGUAAGGGUUACCUGUCAGAAUUCUGUGAGUUCCAUGGAAGCGAGUACAUGGAAAUACUGCAACACAUUUCCAUUCGUUGGCUGAGCCUGGAGAGAUGUUUGACUCGCCUUCUGCAGCAGUAUGAGCCACUCACCAGCUACUUCAAGUCAUUAAAUGAGAAACAACCAAGGUUUAGAAGGCUGGUGGGUGCAUUUUCUAACCCGCUAACAGAGGUGUACCUCCUCUUCUACCAGGCAACAUUGCCAGCCUUCUCCACCUUAAACCUCCUACUCCAGAGAGAGAAGUCCUCAAUCUUCCUUCUACAUGAAGAGAUGACAAAGUUCAUCCGCAAGUUGUGUGCAAAGUUUCUGAAGCUUGCAGCACUGCAGAACCAAGAUGUUCAUGAAAUCCAAUACAAGGACCCAUCAAACCAACUGCCAGGAGAAAAGCUGAACAUUGGAUUCAUUACUCGAGCUACGCUCAACAGGCUCCUUGAUGCGGGAGACAUUACACCACAGCAAGUGGAGAGCUACCCCUGA
Molecule: messenger RNA, 1428 nt
Organism: Cololabis saira (Pacific saury)
Lineage: Eukaryota; Metazoa; Chordata; Actinopteri; Beloniformes; Belonidae
Exons: 9
Coding region: 1-1428 (475 amino acids)
Source: RefSeq, a predicted model, not a curated record